Molecule: messenger RNA, 2540 nt
Organism: Rotaria sp. Silwood1
Lineage: Eukaryota; Metazoa; Rotifera; Eurotatoria; Philodinida; Philodinidae
Source: the annotation of a GenBank genome assembly
GGUGAUCUACAUUUACGUGGUGCAUGUGCAAGUUUACUUGCUACAUUAAUUCAAACAACAAUUCAUCUUUUAUUAAACAAUGUUCACUUGUAUCAACUGAUUCACAAGACAGUUCAAGGUUAUAUGUCUUAAUGAUAAUAAUGCACGUGUUAUACAUGUUUCACUAAAUGCUUUACGAACAUUAUUACCUUUUUUUAUUAAUUAAUAGUCAUGCAUUUACAAUCAUAGGAAUUAAAUUAUUAGAAGAUUCUAUUCAACAUACUACAAGUUUCUGUACUCUUGCUAAAGUAGAUAAAAGAAAUUUAUGAUUAUAAUAAUUUUUUUUUUGUAUGUAUAUAAAAUAGUUUGCGCUAGCUCAACUUAUAGAUGAUAUUGAUUUUUGAAUAUUAACUUAUCUUGAGCAACAAUUAAAACAACAGUACCCUGAUAUACGUGUUCGUCAAGCAACUGCUUCGACUUUUGCUAAGUAUGUAUUUUGUAGAGAUAAUAACUACGUAGCUUUUUUCGAAUUUGGAUGAAUAAGUCGAUUUUAUUGCAUUAAGUUAGUUAUUAGGUACUUUUUGAUUUUAAGGUUUUGUUGAUCACAAUUCAUUUUUACCAUGUCAAUGGAUAUAUAAAAUUCAUCAUUCAUUACACGUUCAAGCAUCAACUCGAAUACAAAUUGUUUGUUAUUUUUUGUCUUUUAUAUAGGUUGGAUGUUUAGAAGAUAUUUAUGUUCUUUCAAAUGUUUUAAGACCAACAACAAUUCGACCAAUUUUUUCAUAAUCAAUAUGAUGAACUUCGUUUAUUUAUAAUUUUUUUUAACAUCCCUUUAUAUGACAUGAUCUUAAUAAUUUAAUCUUUUCAAGAAAAGAGAAAAAAAAGAUAUUUAUUAUGUUUUUUUUUUAAUUCUUUCUUUUUAUUUGAAGAUUUAUCAAAUCUCAACAAAUGAAAAAAUGUUUUGAAAGUAGCACAAAUGAUUCAAGUAAUUGGAAAAUUGAACUAUUUUAUUACCGUUCUCGAACUAUUGCAAAAAUAUUCACAAUCAUCAUUCUUUUGGACAGAAUAUAGUUGAUAUUUCAGUUUUCACAGAAGAAGAGAGUUCCAAUGUUUUAGAUUUGAAGAAUAUAUUUGACCAUGUUUCGUCUGAAUGAAUUCAUUUGUUUUUUUUCUUUUUAAAUAGAAUGAAAACGAUUCAUCAACAACAUCAAAUACAGACAAAGAUAAAAAAAGUUAAUCGUACACAAUUAGGUACUUUUGGAAAUUAUUCGAAUUAAUACGUUCAUCUUAUCAAAUACAUAAAAGUUUAUUAAAUUCAUCAGAAAUGAUCAUUAUCGUCUAUGAAAUCAGUUUUAAGUCUUAUUUCUACACAAGAUUUAUCAAAAAAAUUUGAAAGAGAAACACUUAAUUAUUUUAAAUCAACAUUCAAUGUACACAAGAGGUAACUUCUUUUUAAUAGUAAAUAUUUAUUGUAAAGAAAAUUUCAAUUAUUAAUCUUCUUUAUUUAUUGGUUAAGCUAAAACCUUUAGGAUGUUGUAUUGGGUCUGAAACUUGUCUAUGGAUAAAACUUUCGAUGGAAAUCUUAUAAUGAAGGUUUCUGAAAGGGUCUUUCCUAGAGAAGGAAAAUUUCAAUAUAAGAAUGUCAUAGUAACAGAAAAACUGAUUUUACGAAUAUCGAUGAUCUUAACGAGAGUAGUUUUGUUAUGAAAGUGUCCGAUCUUUUGAUUCGGUUCUAUCUUGAAAUUCGAAUAUUAAAUCAUCUAGUUGACGUGAGCGAUCUGCAAGACACACUAUCAAUUCGAAAUUUGAAAAUCAUUUUUUCUGUUAACACAACAUUCAUCUAAAAAUAUUCUUUUAAUUUAGUUUUUAUUAAAUCUUCAAAUCUUUCUUCACAAGUAUCAUUAAAUAAUUCUUUAACUUAUAUUCAUACAAUAAGUAUUCGACAAUCGAUAAUUUAUUUUAUUUGGUUCACGUUAUGCAUCAAGUAUAAAUAGUGCAAUACGAAAGUAAAAUAAACAAAAAAAACGAAUUUGAUCUAUUCUGUCUUUUUGUUUUCUAUUUUACAGUUUUUAUUGAACUAAAAAAUUAGUCUUAAAAAAUAUAUUAAUAUACAAAUGAAAGUGAUCUUCAAGCUGCUGUACUCGAUUUACUUGUUCAAUUACUUUUAAUUCGUGUUAAUUAUAGUUAAUUAGAAGCUGAUGAAAUUCGUUGCAUUUCUAAUCGUUUCGUUUAUUUUUAAAUAGCAUUAUAUUUAUUGUAUUGCUGAAUUUCUUGUUAUGUUAUCACAUGAUACACUUCAUUCAAAACAAGUUAUUAAAAUACAAGAUUUAAUAAAACAUUAUGAUUCAUUAUUAGCAAGGGGAUAUGAACCUGAAACACAUGCAUGUGUUCAAAUUGAAGAUGAUAAAUGGAACCGUCUUUCCCGACAAAUUGUCGAUUUACUUCUUGCUCAUUUACAAUCUCAGAAUCAAUCACUUUUGGAUAUUUAUUCCACACAAUUAACACUAUUUGAUGUUGCUUUUCGAGCGUUAAAUGUCAAUUGUCAAUCUACAAAUCGAUAG